Messenger RNA from Momordica charantia (bitter melon), 2240 nucleotides. The record is from RefSeq and is a predicted model, not a curated record. Lineage: Eukaryota; Viridiplantae; Streptophyta; Magnoliopsida; Cucurbitales; Cucurbitaceae.
CCUUAUGGGGACAAAUGCAUCUAGAAAAACCUCCUUUAUUGUCACCAUUCAAGAGGAAUCCACCAGUCUAUAUAAAGCCAAAACAUCUUAUACAGAUUCUAUCUCCCACCUUUUCAAUGUUCAUGUCUUCCUACUUUAUUCUCUAGCUCCGUCCUCCAUUUACGCCACCCUCGAUCCAAUUUGUUCCAUAAAUCAGCUCUUCCUCAUUUGGACCUUUCAUUCGUGGCAACUAUGAAGAACCCAACACCGUGUUUGUUUGGAAGCUACCUUUUCUUUCUUCUGUUCUCUGGUCACUGCUGCUAUUCCCAGAAAACCUGCCCAAGCUGUGGCCCCCUUGAAGUUCCUUAUCCUCUGAGUACCAAUCCCAACUGUGGUGACUCGGACUAUACUCUCCGCUGUGAUACUCACUCACAGAAACUCUACUUCAAUGCGCUCAAUGGAAGUUCAUAUCUUGUAGUCAAAAUCAACGCUUCGAGUCAACGUAUGGUGAUUCAACCAUCUCCAUGGGUUCCUGGCUCCUGUGUUACUCAAGACAUGUUGGUCAGUGAAGGCCUGUGGUUAAACCAAUCACUUCCUUUUAACAUCACUUCAUCCAAUACAGUUUUCCUCUUGAACUGUUCGCCUCGGCUGCUGGUCUCGCCUCUCAAUUGCACUCCUUCUAGUCUCUGUCACCACUACUUGGCUAGUUCAGGACGAGUUGAUGAAAAAAGAGCACUUCAGUGUGGAAGUGUUGUUGACCCUUGUUGUACCUUCAUCCCUGGUGGUAUGCCUUCAGCAUAUAAAAUAAGGCUUCAUAACUCAGGCUGUAGAGCAUUCAGAAGCAUCCUUCAUCUGGAUUUAGAAAAGCCUGCAAAUCAGUGGGAGGAAGGUUUAGAAAUUCAAUGGGCUCCUCCACCUGAACCAAUUUGCAGAACUCAGUCUGAUUGCAGUGGGGCAUCAGAUUGUCUUCCUACUGGUGGUUCCAAUGGACGUUCCCGUUGCUUUUGCAGAAAGAGCUACUAUUGGGAUCAUAUUCUCGGAACGUGCCUAAGAAUGAAUAGGAAGAGCAUGGUUGGACUCAGUAUAAAGCUCUCGGUAUGUCUGGUUUCCUUUUUCAUUCUAGCUGUGGUUAUAGCUCUAAUUACAGUACGGAAGUCCAGAACUUUCAGUAAGCAGGAAAAGCUCUGUAAAGAAAGAGAAGAUAUACUGAGUUCAAGCAAUGGUGGGAGACCAGCCAGGAUGUUUCAUCUGAAGGAGAUGAGGAAAGCAACAAAUGAAUUUUCGAAAGACCGGGUUCUAGGGAGCGGUGGCUUUGGAGAAGUUUACAAAGGUGAACUCCAAGACGGGACUGUUGUAGCCGUGAAGUCAGCUAAAGUGGGCAAUCUAAAGAGCACCGAGCAAAUACUCAACGAAGUUGGAAUACUAUCUCAAGUGAAUCACAAGAAUCUUGUAAGGCUUAUAGGUUGCUGUGUGGAAACUGAGCAACCAUUGAUGAUAUAUGAAUACAUUUCCAAUGGCACCCUCCAUGACCAUUUACAUGGUAAGUUCUCCACUUUCUUAGACUGGAAAAAAAGGCUAAAAAUUGCUUCACAAACUGCUGAAGCAUUAGCUUAUUUGCAUUCAGCUGCCUACCCUCCCAUCUAUCACAGAGAUGUCAAGUCAACAAAUAUACUCUUAGAUGAUAACUUCAAUGCAAAAGUUGCAGACUUUGGACUUUCUAGAUUGGCUUUGCCAGGAAUAAGCCAUGUUUCAACUUGUGCACAGGGUACUUUAGGUUACCUUGACCCGGAAUACUAUCGAAAUUACCAAUUAACAGAUAAAAGUGAUGUCUACAGUUUCGGGGUCGUCCUGCUUGAGCUUUUAACCUCUCAGAAGGCCAUAGAUUUCACAAGAGCUGAAGACGGUGUCAAUCUAGCAAUCCACGUCAUCCAACAAGUGCAUAAUGGUGCGUUCAUCGACGCCAUCGAUAAACAGCUUCUCAGCAACGAUCCUCCCAGCAACAUUCUGAUCUGUGUGAAACACUUCUUGGAGCUCGCACUCUCCUGUUUGAGGGAGAAGAAAUCUGAAAGGCCUUGCAUGAAGGAUGUGCUCCAAGAACUCGAAUACGUAACCCAGAUAUUGGAUGGUCCAGAAACAGUUGCAGAAGAGCGUAAUUGAAGUCUUAGACUGCUAGAUUUGAUGCUAAUCUUUGCUAUAAUCUUUCAAUAUUCGUAGUAAAAAUGAUAUGGGAAGGAGAUGGGAGAUGCCAAUGAUGGAUUCUG